CUUCUAAUUUCUAAACAAAAACCAUGUCUCCUUCUCCGUUGCUUGGUCCACCAGAGCUCAGAGAUCCCAACUCUCUCCUCCCAAAACCCAUCACAACUUCCGGUCCCAGCAACCCUUUCAUGGACGCUAUGGUCUCAAACUUCAACAACUCAACUAGAGUCAACUCCAUCUCUUCUCCUCCGAUGGGCUACACCGAGAAUAAUUCCGCCACACACCUCUCCUCAGGCAACCCCUGCCUCGACUUCUUCUUCCACGUUGUUCCAAGCACGCCUAAAGACUCUCUGGAGCAAAGGUUACAGGGAGCUUGGGACCAUGACGCCUUGACCACCCUCAAACUUAUCUGUAACCUUCGUGGAGUCCGUGGCACCGGAAAAUCCGACAAGGAAGGGUUUUACACGGCGGCUUUAUGGCUCCAUGGUCGUCAUCCCAAAACUCUAGCUUGUAACCUCGAGUCCCUCUCUCAAUUUGGAUACUUUAAAGAUUUCCCAGAGAUUCUUUACCGGAUUCUACAAGGAUCUGAAAUCAGGAAGAUCCAGAAAUCAGAAAGGUUCAAGAGGAAAACUGAAGCAACUCGAGGUAGAAGAGCUCCUUUCAAUCACAAUCACUCGGGUGUCUCAUAUGGUGGUCGUGGUGGUCGUGGACGUGGAUCCGGUCGCCGCGGUGGUAAAAGGAAGCCAGUGGCCACAAGGGAGCUCAGAGUAGCCAACGCAGAGAGGAAGAACCAAGCGGAGAAAGCCAGAGCAAGCUUGGAUCGGAAGAAAAAGAAAGUUUCAAUGGGGAAGGACGCGUUUACAAGAUAUUCUCACGAUCCAGACUAUCGGUAUCUCCACGAACGCGUCUCUGAUCUAUUCGCAAAUCAACUAAAGAGAGAUCUUGAGUUUUUGACAUCCGACCAAACAAACAAAAUCUCUCUUGCUGCUAAAUGGUGUCCAUCGCUUGAUUCUUCGUUUGACAAAGCAACUCUUCUCUGCGAGAGCAUUGCUAGGAAGAUCUUUCCUCGAGAAUCAUUCCCUGAAUACGAAGGCGUUGACGAAGCUCACUAUGCGUACAGAGUUCGUGAUCGUCUAAGGAAACAAGUUCUUGUUCCUCUGCGGAAAACUCUGCAACUACCUGAAGUAUACAUGGGAGCGAGAAACUGGGAUACUCUUCCGUACAACCGUGUAGCAUCAGUGGCAAUGAAGACGUACAAGGAUAUAUUCAUGAAUCACGACGCAGAGAGGUUUCAGCAAUACCUUGACGAUGCAAAGACGGGGAAAACCAAGGUAGCUGCUGGUGCUGUGUUACCUCACGAGAUAAUCAGAGAUUUAGACGGUGGAGACGGUGGACAAGUAGCUGAGCUGCAAUGGAAACGAACGGUGGAUGAUCUGAAAGAGAAAGGUUCUUUGAGGAAUUGUAUAGCUAUAUGUGACGUUUCAGGGUCUAUGGAUGGUGAUCCAAUGGAGGUUUCAGUCGCUUUGGGUCUGCUAGUCUCUGAGUUAUCUGAAGAGCCAUGGAGAGGUAAGCUUAUAACUUUCAGCGGAAACCCGGAGAUGCAUUUGGUGGAAGGAGACGACUUGAGAUCAAAAUCAGAGUUUGUGAGGAAUAUGCAAUGGGGAAUGAACACUGAUUUUCAGAAAGUGUUUGACUUGAUUCUGAGAGUUGCGGUAGAAGGGAAUCUGAAACCGGAAGAGAUGAUCAAGAGGGUGUUUGUGUUCAGUGACAUGGAGUUUGAUCAAGCGUCGUCUUCGUCUUCGAGCCAUGCAUAUGGAAGGCAGUCUAGGAGUAAUGGAUGGGAAACUGAUUAUGAUGUAAUUGUGAGGAAGUAUAGACAGAAUGGCUAUGGAGAAGUUGUGCCGGAUAUAGUGUUUUGGAACUUGAGGGAUUCGAGAGCAACGCCGGUGCCGGGAAACAAGAAAGGAGUGGCUUUGGUAAGUGGGUUUUCGAAGAAUUUGAUGAAAAUGUUUUUGGAGCAUGAUGGAGAGAUUGAUCCUAUGAUGAUGAUGGAGGCUGCUAUUUCUAAAGAUGAGUAUAAGUCGCUUGUUAUAGUUGAUUAAAAACUUAUGAUUUGGGCUUUGGUUUUGUAUUCCUAGUUUUGAUUCUGAAUCCGUAGCUGUUUGGGUACAGAGUUGGUCUGCUAAAACAAGUUGCUGGUUCAAGUGUUGGUUUCGUCUUCUUAGAUCUGGUUUUUAUCUGACGAAUCUGCGGUAAUUUCUCUUGGUUGUUGGCUGCUCGUGUGGGUCAAGAUCAGGUUCUGGUUCAGUAGCUGUUUGGUUACAGAGUUGGUCUGCUAAAACAAGUUGCUGGUUCAAGUGUUGAUUU
This is a messenger RNA of Arabidopsis arenosa, 2298 nucleotides long. The record is from the annotation of a GenBank genome assembly. Lineage: Eukaryota; Viridiplantae; Streptophyta; Magnoliopsida; Brassicales; Brassicaceae.